CAUGAUCCGCCGUUGAUGCUAUCUUGUUCCUUUUCGGAAAGUCCGGGACUUAGACCUGGUCAUCUUCAGUCGAGAAUAAAUGCCUCGCGUGAUCGUGUUCAUUUCGUUGUGGCCACGCAGGAGAUAGGACUACGAGACAACCUCCGCUUUUGCCAGACCUCCAAGCCUCUCAUUCACUGGACUCCGCAACGAAGGAUGUUACCGCUAAGUAUGCCGCCUGGAGCUCUCCCGAAAAUUUUGACGGUGGCCAUCCUCCUGACCCUGGCCGUGGACACGAGUGGCUCGGGCUCCUACACCAUCAUGAAGGGCGACACCAUGUGGAAGAUCGCCGAGCGCCUCCGGAUCAACCUCAAGGCCCUCAUCGCCGCCAACCCGCAGAUCCCGAACCCCGACAAGAUCUGGCCCGGACAGAAGAUCAACAUCCCGGACCCGGGACAGCCGGUCCCUGGCCCCGCACCCACCGGCCCCGGAGGCUACCCCACCGGGAGGGGCAACGAAGUCGGAGGGGCGCCAAUCCAGUUCCCUAAUGCCUACCCGGCCGCCCCUCCUAGUCCGGGGGCUCCUCGCUACGGUGGGGGCGCCCCUCCUGCAGGACAGCCCAAUUAUGGUGCUCCUCAAGGUCCUGCUCCGGGAGCCCCCAAUUAUGGAGGGGGCGCCCCUCACAGUCCUGCCCCAGGGGCUCCCAAUUAUGGUGCACCUCAAGGUCCUGCCCCAGGAGCCCCCAAUUAUGGAGAAGGCGCCCCGCACAGUCCUGCCCCAGGGGCUCCCAAUUAUGGUGCCCCUCAAGGUCCUGCCCCGGGAGCCCCCAAUUAUGGAGGGGGCGCUCCUCACAGUCCUGCCCCAGGGGCUCCCAAUUAUGGUGCCCCUCAAAGUCCUGCCCCAGGAGCCCCCAAUUACGGAGGGGGCGCCCCUCAGCAGUUCCCUGCUCCCAGCUACGGCGGUGGCUUCCCCCAACAAGGUCCGAGUGCAGGAGCCCCUAAUUACGGAGGUGGUGCUCCUCCAAAAGGCCCCAGCCCAGGAGCCACCCCUUACGGAGGUGGGGCCCCCCAACAAGGCCCCAGACCAGCGGCCCCUGGCUACGGCGCGGGGCCCCCAAAACAGCCCUCUUGGCCGAGUUCUGGUGGGGCUCCGCCACCCCCAUCCUGCCCUCCCUGUUCCUGUGCUGCGCCGUACUCUGUUGGUGGUGGGUACUCAAAAGGUUAGAAACAUAUAAUUUUGGACGCGUCCAAAUUCGGAGAAAUUGUGAUUUUAUAAUAUUUUCAACCUUAAAAUUACUACUUGUGAUAGUUGAAUACUCAGAUAAUAUUUUUAGGAAUUAUUGAUGCAUAAAUGAUUAGAGAGAGAAAAAUAAAUAGAUUAUGUAAUGAAUGUUUAGCGUAUGUAAAAGACUUCUCUUUCCCACCAAUAUACUAUUUAAACAUUCAAAUUGACAGCUAUGUGCCUAUUUUGUACCCAUUAUAGAAUUGUAUCCUUCCAUGGCAUCAAAGAAAAUUUUUCAAUUGUAUCAAGAAGUGCAAUGGAUACUUAGAAAUCAACUGGCUGCCUACAAUUAAUUUUUCCAAUUGCUCUCUAUCAAUAAAAUAUUUUAAAUGUC
Messenger RNA from Bemisia tabaci, 1594 nucleotides. RefSeq lists its product as uncharacterized. The record is from RefSeq and is a predicted model, not a curated record. Lineage: Eukaryota; Metazoa; Arthropoda; Insecta; Hemiptera; Aleyrodidae.